AUGGGAGAGCACCUUGCUUUUCAUGGUACGGUCAUCCAUUCCCUAGGGCUGUCGGAGCUGGAGAUCAUCGAGGAUGCUCUGGUGGUUGUGAGCGACGGCAGAAUCGCUCGUUUAGACAAACAUAUUCCCAAGGCAGAAGUUCCCACUCUUCUAGAGUCCCUCAGCUCUCCCAAAGAGGUCAGGUAUCUGGGCCGAGGCGAAUUUCUCAUCCCUGGAUUCGUGGACACGCAUAACCACGCCCCUCAAUAUGCACAACGAGGUUUGGGGCAGUCGAUGCAUAUCCUUGAUUGGCUUGAUAAAGUGACAUUCCCCAAUGAGGCCCGUUUUCAGGACAUCGGCUAUGCCAAGCGCAUCUAUUCGCAAUGUGUCGACGGUUUCUUGAAGCAAGGCAUCACAACUGCAUCUUAUUACGGCUCACUGCACGCGGACGCCACCAACAUAUUGGCCGAUUUAUGUUUGCAGAAGGGGCAACGUGCUUUUGUCGGCAAAUGCAAUAUGAACAGAAAUGCGCCGGAAUUCUAUCGUGAUGCCUCUGUCGAGUCAUCCUUGGCUGAUACGGAGGCAUGCAUCCGGCACAUUCGCAAGAUCGACCCCGAAGGAAAGCUGUUGAAACAUGUCUUAACUCCGCGAUUUGCAAUCACUUGCGACCCAGAACUGCUGAAGGGCCUGGGCAAAAUAGCGUCCGAAAACCCAGAUCUGCCUAUCCAGACGCAUUUCAACGAGGCAGAGCAAGAGAUCAACUUCACCAAAACUCUUUUCCCGGAGUUCAAAAACGAGGCCGAUUUGUAUGAAUCUUUUGGCUUGCUUAAUCGGAGGUCUAUUUUGGCUCAUUGUUGUUUCAUGACUGAUUACGAAAUGGAUCGUCUGAAGUCACUUGAAUGCGGUGUUGCCCAUUGCCCGAUAUCGAACAUGACAGUUGGGGGCGGCUUUAUGGCCUCACCAAUUAGGCAGUUUCUGGGACGGGGAAUCAAGGUCGGACUCGGCACUGAUAGUGGCGGUGGGUACUCUUCGAGCAUCCUAGAUGCAAUGAGGCAAGCACUGGUCGCUUCGAACGCCAGGGAAGUGGCCUCCCAAGGCCAAGACCGCGGGUUAGGCAUUUCGGAGUUGUUCUUCUUGGCCACCCUGGGGGGGGCCCAGGUUUGCUGCCUUGAUGACAAGAUUGGUAACUUCGAGGUGGGCAAAGAAUUCGACGCUUUGCUGAUCAACAGCGGAACUCCAGGAAUUAUGACCAUGUUAGAAGACUGGGACUCAACAGAAACUAUCUUUGACAAGUUCAUCAUGACGGGGGAUGAUCGAAAUAUUGACCAAGUAUACGUUAGAGGAAGACUUGUUAAGUCCUAA
This is a messenger RNA of Neoarthrinium moseri, 1341 nucleotides long. RefSeq lists its product as uncharacterized. Bases 1 to 1341 code for a protein of 446 amino acids. Lineage: Eukaryota; Fungi; Ascomycota; Sordariomycetes; Amphisphaeriales; Apiosporaceae. Gene Ontology annotation, molecular function: guanine deaminase activity; zinc ion binding. Gene Ontology annotation, cellular component: cytosol. Gene Ontology annotation, biological process: guanine catabolic process. The record is from RefSeq and is a predicted model, not a curated record. The transcript has 2 exons.